This is a messenger RNA of Phaethon lepturus (White-tailed tropicbird), 1326 nucleotides long. RefSeq names its product AlkB family member 5, RNA demethylase (gene ALKBH5). Gene Ontology annotation, biological process: mRNA processing; mRNA export from nucleus. The record is from RefSeq and is a predicted model, not a curated record. Gene Ontology annotation, cellular component: nucleus. Lineage: Eukaryota; Metazoa; Chordata; Aves; Phaethontiformes; Phaethontidae. The annotation marks the transcript as partial. The transcript has 5 exons. Gene Ontology annotation, molecular function: oxidative RNA demethylase activity.
AAAGUCAAAAGCGGCAUCCGCCAGCUUCGCCUCUUCAGCGCCGAGGAGUGCGCCAAGAUCGAAGCUCGGAUCGAGGACGUCGUGUCCCGGGCGGAGAAGGGGCUCUACAAGGAGCACACGGUGGAUCGGGCGCCGCUGCGGAACAAGUAUUUUUUUGGGGAGGGCUAUACCUACGGGUCUCAGCUGCAGAGACGAGGCCCCGGCCAGAUUCCCGAGGGCUUUGUGAACAGUGCCGUCAUCAACGACUACCAGCCGGGGGGCUGCAUUGUCUCCCACGUGGACCCCAUCCAUAUUUUUGAGAGGCCCAUCGUCUCCGUCUCCUUCUUCAGCGACUCGGCGCUCUGCUUUGGGUGUAAAUUCCAGUUCAAACCCAUCAGGGUCUCGGAGCCCGUUCUCUUCCUGCCCGUGAAGAGGGGAAGCGUCACGGUGCUCAGUGGAUAUGCAGCCGAUGAAAUUACACACUGUAUUCGACCACAGGACAUCAAGGAGAGAAGAGCUGUCAUCAUUCUUCGAAAAACAAGACUAGAUGCACCUCGAUUGGAAACAAAAUCCCUGAGUAGCUCUGUGUUGCCACCAGGUUAUAACUCUGACCGUCUGUCGGGGAGCAACCGGGACCAGAUCCUGAAACCAAAGCGGUCCCAUCGCAAAGCAGAUCCCGAUGCUGCUCACAGGCCACGGAUUCUAGAAAUGGAUAAAGAGGAGAACAGGCGCUCAGUCCUCUUACCAAAACAUAGGAGACGGAGCAACUUCAGCUCUGAGAACUAUUGGCGAAGGUCUUACGAGUACACGGAGGACUGUGACGAGGAAGAGGAGGACGGCAGCCCAGCCAGGAAAGUUAAAAUGAGGCGACACUGAGGAUUGCACUUUCCAGGCUCAUGGAGCUGAUGAGAUUGGCCUCCAGUCUGUGAAAACUUUCUCCUCCCUCUGGCUAUCUUCCAUCUAAGCUUCAGUUUUGGUUUUUCCUUUCAGGCUGAAGAGUAAACAGGAAGGAUCUAGCGAUUUGUUUUUAUGAAUGGAGGAAUGCUGAGACAUAUGUAAGGAUGGAACAUGUCCAGUGCACAUGGUGUCCUGAGUCAUGGGUCAAACGGGCAUCUCUCUCUUAGGAAGCAGAUAAAGUUAUGCCAGGCUGUCUGGUGGGAUUUCUUUUGAAAACACCAAAAAGUUUAACUGUUUCAUUGCGCAAGAUUCAAGAAUUGUGUUUUUUGUUUUUUUGCUUUAACUUUCUUCCUUUCCAAAUGUUCUAAAUAUGAUGUUUGACCCCAGGAGCUGAAACUCUCUGUGGUGGCCUCAUAUUCCUUGCUUCACCAAAGGGCUCCUUGGUCUGCU